Torulaspora globosa is the source of this 3396-nucleotide messenger RNA. RefSeq names its product KIN1/KIN2 family serine/threonine-protein kinase. Lineage: Eukaryota; Fungi; Ascomycota; Saccharomycetes; Saccharomycetales; Saccharomycetaceae. The record is from RefSeq and is a predicted model, not a curated record. Bases 1 to 3396 code for a protein of 1131 amino acids. The transcript has a single exon. Gene Ontology annotation, biological process: protein phosphorylation; microtubule cytoskeleton organization; intracellular signal transduction. Gene Ontology annotation, cellular component: cytoplasm. Gene Ontology annotation, molecular function: tau-protein kinase activity; ATP binding; protein serine/threonine kinase activity.
AUGCCUAGUACGAACGAUUACCAUGUCAAUACGCAGUUCAAAAUGGGCGGUGGUAACUCCCUGGCGCCUAGCACGGUGGCGCCUGCGACAGCAAGGAUGAUGGGUACUAAAGGACAGUCCCAGCAGAACUCACUCAAUCCUCCAUUGGAAGCCACAGAGGCGGGCGGUGAGUCGAAGUCACAUCAGUCGCAUAAAAAUGGUCGAUCGCACGCUAUGGAGCCAAAACAGUUUCACCGAAAAUCGUUAGGGGAAUGGGAUUUCUUGGAGACCGUUGGCGCUGGAUCUAUGGGGAAAGUGAAGCUUGCCAAACAUCGUUACACUGGGGAAGUAUGUGCAAUUAAAAUUGUGAAUAGGGCUACCAACGCCUUCCUGCACAAGGAGCAGUCAUUACCGCCUCCUAAGAGGGAAGAAGAGAUAUUGGAGAGACAGAAAAAAUUGGAAAAGGAAAUAUCCAGGGAUAAGAGGACGAUUAGAGAAGCUUCCCUCGGACAGAUAUUGUAUCAUCCGCAUAUAUGUCGUCUUUUUGAGAUGUGCACAAUGUCAAACCAUUUUUACAUGUUGUUUGAGUAUGUUUCGGGAGGACAAUUACUCGAUUACAUCAUUCAGCAUGGAUCACUGAAAGAGCACCACGCCAGGAAGUUUACAAGGGGUAUCGCUAGUGCAUUGCAGUAUUUGCAUGCGAACAACAUUGUUCAUAGAGACCUAAAGAUCGAGAACAUUAUGAUUUCCACUUCAGGUGAGAUAAAAAUCAUCGAUUUCGGCUUAUCGAACCUUUUUGAUAGAAGGAAACAGUUGCAUACGUUUUGUGGCUCUUUAUAUUUUGCGGCACCUGAGCUUCUCAAAGCAUGUCCAUAUACCGGGCCAGAAGUUGACGUUUGGUCCUUUGGUGUUGUUCUUUACGUGCUGGUUUGCGGCAAAGUACCUUUUGAUGAUGAGAAUUCAAGCGUUUUACAUGAGAAAAUCAAGCAAGGCAAAGUGGAAUAUCCGCAGCAUUUAUCAAUUGAAGUUAUAUCCUUAUUAUCAAAAAUGUUGGUGGUGGAUCCCAAAAGGAGAGCGACGCUGAAACAAGUCGUCGAACACCAUUGGAUGAUAAGAGGAUAUGAUUGUCCUCCACCUUCAUAUGUCCCUAAUAGAAUUCCUUUGACUCCAGAAAUGCUAGAUAUAAACGUUGUGAAGGAAAUGUUUCGCCUAGAGUUUAUCGAUAGCAUCGAUGAAACGAUGAAGUUCCUAAACCUCAUUGUCACAGAGGAUUCAUACAUCCAGCUCUCGAAGCAGUACUGGAGUUCGCUAACAAACUUGAAUGUGCGCAGCAUUAGUAGUGAUCUGAAUGGCUCAGGAAGCAAUAUUGUGGAGUCUAAUAUCCCAAGCGCAAGUGGACAGCAUGAACGUCUCACUAAAGGAGAAACUUUCGAAGAUCCUACUAGGGCAUACCAUCCGUUGUUAUCAAUAUAUUAUUUGGUGGAUGAGAUGCUGAGACGGAAGUUAGCAAAAUUACAAAGGAAGCAACAAGCUGCUGUGUUACAGCAACAGCGACAACAGGAGCUACAACAACAAUCAGAGAAACAAGAAGUAUCAAGAUUAAGUAAUCCUGUGUCGGUUGAGCAUUCCCAUGGCUCUGCGAUGAUCUCCGGAGCCGCCAUGGAGAAAUCUGCUCCAGCGUUACCGGAGAGUGGUACUUCUAUUCCAGCUCCCUUGGCACCUCCUGUAGUGACAGCUAAGAGCGGAAAGCAAAGGCCCCUUCAGGUUUUGGUACCGCCCAAGCUGGCAAUUCCUGAACAAGCACACACUUCGCCUACAACGAAGAAAGGCCUCGAAGGAAGUAAGGAACCAGAGCUUGUUCUCUCUCCUAUCCCACAGGUUAAUGAUUAUCAGCAACGAAGCGCCUCCCCGACCUCUAUAGACACGGGAGAAAAACCUAGGUUUGGCAAUAUUUUCAGGAGACUCUCUCAACGUCGGGCUCAGCAUCAAGGUGAGCAACAGGCCAAUGCAGUAAAUCAGUCACCCAGGAUACAAAAUCAAACUCCCCCGCAGAUACAAAUAUCUGGAACUGGUGGAAAGCGCAUACCGAAGACGCACUCACGUGCUAUUUCCGAAUGCACUCCUGCUUCUCUCAAAUCCGUUACUGUGUCAGGAGGGCCUACACCGGCGGCUGUUGCCAGCUCACGCAACGGUGGUACUACGAUUUUGAGGUCAUCUUCGCAGAAGCAGAAUGCCGAUCUACCCGCUUUGCCAGUAAAUGCUGAAAGCAUGGUCCAGCAACAGCUGCAAAAACUUGUGGAGAAGGAUUUGGGCAAAUUAAAUGUCGCUGAGGUAUCAGAAUCUGGUAACAACAAAAUGGAUGAUAUGCUUUCACAGGACGAAAGUAAGCCACUUCCACCAUUGAACGUUACAAAAGGCCGGAAACUCCAUCCAAGCGCUAGAGCUAAAUCUGUGGGUCACGCCCGGCGUGAAUCCUUGAAGUUCAUGCGUCCCCCGGUGCCGGCUGCCGUUUCGCCGAAAGACUACGAAGAUAGUGGUUUCUUGGAUCAUAAUGACAGUACGAAGAACUACAAUGAGAGAGACGAUACUAUCAGCAAUGGAGACUCAACAGCUGGGCGUUCAACAGGAACAAAUGCCGGCUAUGGAAAUGCGGAUGGUAAAACAGGUAUUAACACAGGAGACGAAGAGCUUACUGAUGAGCAGGUCUUGGAAGAGGCUUCAAAGGCUCCCCCAGGAUCUAUGCCAUCGAUUGAUUACCCGCGUUCGUUGUUUCUUAAAGGAUUUUUUUCUGUUCAAACAACUUCUUCUAAACCACUUCCGAUCGUCAGAUACAAGAUUGUUCAGGUUUUGAAGAAAAUGCAUAUCGAUUUUAACGAAGUGAAAGGUGGAUUUGUUUGUGUCCUAAAGUUCUCUAAUCCUGUUACACAAAGCAUGGUUGAAAGUGCACCUCCUGCACAACAGCAGUUUCUUCAACCAACGGCCCCAGCCGAAUCCGUUCAAAGAAGAUCCAGUUCUCGUCAUGGAUCCAUGAGGCGCCAAGGUUCUGUGAAGUAUACACAAGCUGGUGCACCCUCGACCCCCGGCUCAGGAACGACGGCUGCGACUCAUGAGAGAAACCUAUCGCUCACACUAUCACCACCUCCCAAUAGCCUCUCUGGAGAUCUGUCGUCGCCAUCUUUUGAAUCUAUGCAUCAGGAUGAUAUUUUGACCACUUCUAGAGCUCAGGAGAUGAAUAAUGUGGAAAAUGGUCACGAAGAAGGCGUCCAUAAUAAAGAGAAGCCUCCCAUCAAAUUUGAAAUUCAUAUUGUCAAAGUUCGCAUUGUUGGAUUAGCUGGUGUACAUUUCAAGAAAGUCUCUGGUAACACCUGGAUAUACAAGGAGAUAGCCUCUGACAUUUUGAAACAGUUGAAUUUAUGA